Messenger RNA from Hippopotamus amphibius kiboko, 1678 nucleotides. It is a transcript of the gene PNMA8A, whose product is annotated as PNMA family member 8A. The transcript is spliced from 2 exons. The record is from RefSeq and is a predicted model, not a curated record. The coding region runs from base 182 to 1678 and encodes 498 amino acids. NCBI's taxonomy places the organism in Eukaryota, Metazoa, Chordata, Mammalia, Artiodactyla, Hippopotamidae.
GGCGGGGCAGCCGCAUCCCUCCCGGGCGGGCAGAGAGCCAGGCCCCGGGGAGGUGCCUGCCGAGCGCGGUUUUUGGCCGAUUCCAGGACACGUGAUUGCUAUUUAGGGACCGCUGCAGCCCCGGACCACCUCGUAGACUCUUCAGUACUGCUGGGAAUCGAGUCGCCCAGUGUCCACGACCAUGGCAGUGAACCUUUUGGAGGACUGGUGCCGGGGGAUGGAAGUGGACAUUCACAGAUCCCUGUUGGUCACAGGCAUCCCGGAGGACUGUGGCCAAGCGGAAAUUGAGGAGACCUUGAAUGGGGUCCUCUCCCCACUGGGCCCAUACUUUGUGCUCAACAAGAUUUUUUUGAGGGAAGAGAAUGUCAAAGCUGCCCUCAUUGAGGUCGGUGAGGGUGUGAAUCUGAGGGCCAUACCCCGAGAAUUCCCAGGAAGGGGGGGCAUCUGGAGAGUGGUCUGUAGGGACCCCACCCAGGAGGCCGAGUUUUUAAAAAAUCUGAAUGAAUUCCUAGACGCAGAGGGGCGCACCUGGGAGGAUGUGGUCCGCCUGCUGCAGCUCGACCAGUCCCCGCCACCCCAGAACCAGAAUCAGCCCCCAGAGAACUGGGCAGGAGCCUUGGGGGUGCUUCUGGGGGCGGUAGUGCAGAUCCUCUUCUACAUGGAUGCCGAGAUCCGUAACCAGGAGGAAGCUAGAGCUCAGGAGGUUGCUGAGGCCCAAGCGGUAGCAUCCGUGGCUUUGGCAGCAGGAAGGAAGGUCAAGAAGGAGCCAGGGCGGGCUGCAGAGGUGCGCUCUGCCUUGAAGACGGAGAACCUGGAGGGCUGGAAUGACGUGGAAGAUGAGGGUGACCUUCCCAAACCUUUGGUUCAACAGGCUGGAGCUAAGACGCGCUCCAGAAGAAAGAAGCAGAAAAAAACUCCCAAGCAGGAGCCAGUGCCCUGGAAGAAAUCCAAAGGCAACCAUUCCCACAGCUUGGCCUCCUUGGAGGUUCUUGCCGCUGAUAAUGCUGAAAAUACGGAGAUGUCAGAAUAUAUCAGGAGCAACAAAAAGCCCUGCGUGAAGCAGGAGGGGUCAGCUUUGGAGAAGCCCCUAGCGAAAUGUGCCUGGAAGUCUCCCAGCAACCCACCUCGCAAUGCCGGGGCAGAAGCUGCGAGCUCCAGAGUUGCCUCUGAGUCAGACCAAGAUGGGAGCCCAGAGGGCCCCCCAAAGAAGAAGGCCACCAGCUGGGCCACGGCAAAGAGCCCUGCCUCCAUGAGGAAGAAAAAGAAAGUGAGCUUGGGCCCUGUCUCUUAUGUCCUCGUUGAUUCCGAAGACACCAGGAAGAAGCCAGAGAUUCCAAAGAAACGGUCAGGCUCGAGAAGGGAUGCGUCGGGUCAGAAGGCCCCUCGGGGACCACAACCCCCUGAGUCGCCAGCCUCAACCUCUCAGGGUCCAAAGGCGAAGCCACAAGGCUCUCCUCAUGCCUCCAACGGUGAGAAUGACAGCAGAAGCCAUUUGGGUUGUGUCAACAGGUGGAUGAAGGGGGAGGCGCCACAGGGGCAGGAGGGGACGGAGGAACCCAAGGGGGCAGCAGGUCAAAUGAUCGGCAAGGAGGACCCCAGUGCCGUGGAGGAGGCGGGUGAUGUACCAGUGGAGGUUUUAGAGGCCGAGAGCCCUGAUUCUCCUCCUAGGAGCCUCUGA